AUGACCAAGUUUAAUUUUGAAGAAUUUAGUAAUUUAGUUAAUAAAACAAGUGUGUUAUUAAAUGAAACGGAGAGAAAUAAAGAUCAAGAGAUAAGAUUAAAAGGUAAUAUUAAAGCUUUAAAAUAUAUUAUAAAGAAUAUAGAUGAUAUGAAGCUUAAAGAACAAGCUGAUAAUAUCCUUACUUCAUUAUUAGAAAAUAAAGUAUGUACAACUGAAAUAAAUAUCACACAAACAAAAAAGAAUGACGAAAUGGAGACAUUAGUUGAUGAAAAUAUUCUUAAGGAUUCAAAAUCACUUAGAAAAAUAACAGAAGAGUUUAAUCAAAGCCUUAAAAGAGAUAGAAACAUAUUAGAUAAGAUAUCUGAAAAUUAUAAAGAGAAUAUAAAGGAAAGUACUAAAAAUAUAACAGAAACAACUGAGUCUGUUUAUGUUAGUACUUAUCUAUUUUACAUAACAGUAAUCUUUAUAGUUUGUUAUUUUAUAAUUAGAAUUUAA
This is a messenger RNA of Hepatospora eriocheir, 495 nucleotides long. The record is from the annotation of a GenBank genome assembly. NCBI's taxonomy places the organism in Eukaryota, Fungi, Microsporidia, Hepatosporidae.